This is a messenger RNA of Biomphalaria glabrata, 1101 nucleotides long. RefSeq lists its product as uncharacterized. The record is from RefSeq and is a predicted model, not a curated record. Bases 144 to 1016 code for a protein of 290 amino acids. Lineage: Eukaryota; Metazoa; Mollusca; Gastropoda; Planorbidae. The transcript is spliced from 2 exons.
UAAAGUCAAUGUACAAUACAAACAAUAUCGGGAAAUACCGUUACUACUUUUUCAUUCGCCAUUGCUUCUUCCUGGUUGGCAAAAAAAUUGCAUACAAAUUAACCACCAAGCGACAAAAUCUGAUAUUGUAAAUUAAUAUUGUCAUGGCUAAUGGAUCUGUCAAGCUCAAAGCUGCUGAUAUUAGACGUUACAAUUACUUGACGAACGAGAAAAAUGAACGACUUUGCGCAAUAGAUUGUCACGAAGACAAAUUUGUAUUAGCUAGUGAGUUUCCUGACUCAGAGAUGAAAAGACAGUGCCAAAAGAUGAACAUCUUAGAAUUGGUCAAUAAUUCAAUACAAUUGUCAGUACGAGUUGAGGUGCGACUAACUGAACCAAGCCAGGGAAGAAAUCAGUUACAAGAAUCUGUUCCUGAAAUGUACAGCAAAUUCAAGAAUGUUGUCAUGCCACAUACCGGAAGUGGGAUCAUUAAAGACAUAUACACAAACGAGUCUUCCUCCGAAAGUCAAGUGGAAGUUUGUACAGCAAUGCACGUUGUUUUUAAUGACGAGGAAGCCAAAAACACGAAAUGUAGUCUGUAUUUUGAUGGUGAGGGUUACAGAACGGUUAUCUUAACCGGAAUAAAUGAAUCAGGCUCAAACAUCAGCAGCGAUUGGUGUAAAUUUCUUUGUAAAGUCGACAGCCAAAAGAUUGACGAAAUCAAGGAGAACUUUAAAAAGUUUGAGACAGAAUUGGGGAAUAAAAAACGAAAGAAAAUGAACAGGAAAAGAAAAGUAAUUUUAAUCUCCCAUCCACAUGGCGGAUAUAAAUAUAUCUCUAUGGGAGAUCAAAUAAUUGAAAAAGAUGGCAUCAGGUACGACACGCCAUCUUGCAAAGGUUGUAGCGGUGGCUAUAUAAUUCCAGUUGGAUAUAUUGAUAAAGGUACUUAUGUUCACAGCGGAUCUAGCUAUGAAAACGGUAAAAGAAUGUACGGUUAUGCCAGCGGAUUGAUUCCAGUAGUAAAACAUGGACAAUAAAUCACCUUUUCUUGACAGUUUCCUUUAUACAGUUUUCUUAAUUUUAAAAUAUUUUUGAAAUCAAAUAAAUUUGUUCUGUUGCUAA